GAAUGGAGAAAUUUGUAAAUGGGGCCUAAGCCCAAGAUUAUUGAUACCCGGAGCAAAUGCUUCAUAACCUCAACACUGAAGAUAUUAAUAACUAUAACUAUCUGACUAUUAUUCAUGGUUCUUGUUAACUCUGGAGUGGAGUAACACAAUUAUAUACUAAGAUUUAAUUACAAUGCUAAUUAUUAAUAAUUCCAUGUAGUAGUGUGUAUGUGCAAUUCUCCUGUUUUACUCAAGUUAAUAAAUCAAUGAAACAGGCAUAUUAAACUUGCCUGAUUCUUGGGUAACUUGCUUUCUUCUCAUUUCUCAAUUUUUACUCUGUAGAAUCUUGGUGUUUCAGUAAAUCUUUCAAGUUGAAACUAUCAACUCAACAUUUUACCUCCUAAGAACAAUAAUACUGAGAAUGAAUAGGACAUUAGAUUAUGGUAGAAAAUGUCUGGGUUUGUGACAGCUGUAUUUUUGGCUCAUCAACUUAAUGCAGAUGGUUUUGAUGACUGUUACAAAUGUCUGUUCUUUUGUUCUAAGCAGAAAAAUGAAAAGGUUGAGUAAUCAAAAUUUAUUAUUGAAAUUAGUGUAGUCUAUCUCUUUGGAUGCAGUGGUAGACUAUUUUGAGACAAAACAUGGCAGAUUUACUGGGGAAAGUGAAAAGAAUUUUGUGUACACAAAAUUUCCUACUGUUUUACUUUAUGCUGGAUGACUUGGGGGGAAACUUCCAGAAGAGGUAUUUUGUGAAUCUAUGCCAUGGUACACAAUCAACACUCAAUUACACUGCCUUAUUAUCUUGCACCCAAAGUAUAUUUCUGCCUCAGGGCCUUUAGACUUGCUAUUUUCUCUGCCUGGUGGAUCAUUCCCUAGAUGGGCAUGGCCCACUGCCUCACUUAAGUCCCUAUUCAACUGUCACUUCCUCAGAGCAGUCUUCCCUGAUUAGCCCAUUUAAAAAUAGCACAAUAUCACUAUCCCCUCAGCCUCCUUUCUUUUUCUUCAUGGUGCUUAACCACAGUCUGACCUUACAUGCUUGCCUUACCCACCAGAAUGCAAGGUCCAUGAAGGUAGGGAUCUCAUCAGUCUUGUUCAUUGCUGCAUCCCCUGAUUCUAGUACAUAAUUGUUCAAGACAUAUUGAAGUUAAUUGAAUGAACUGCAGUUUGACUUUAAUAUUUACCUCUUUUUGCCUCGCUAACCAGACAAUAAGUUCAUGGAAGGCAGCCAAAGGCCCUGGUUGCUUAUUUAUCUUCUCUACAGCAAUUAGCUCAGUUCUGCAUGGGUUAUAGCAUUCAACCAAGAUUUACUGAAUGAAUGCCCUAAAACAAGGAUGCUAACCAGUCAGCCUUCCCUGCAGGUGAACAAGAACAAUAAUGUCUUGCCUUUCAGCCCACAUUUUACAAAGUACUUUUAUGUAUAUUAACUAAUUUGAUCAUUUUUGCCAAUAGUUUUAGUAGCUCUUAAGGUCUGCUUGGAGAAAUGAAUACUCAAAUAUAACAAAUGUUAAUUUCUGGGGUGUACUAUUACAAUUUUCCAUACUUUUUUCUGGUCCUAGAUAUGGCAUUUAAUGUGUUCUUGGUCAUCUGAAAAAUAUUUUAAAAGGCUGAAUAACAUUUAAAAUAAAUAAGUAAAAAUAAAAGACUGUUUUGAUCAUACUUGUGCACAGAGAGAUUUUUGGAAGAGAGUUUAACAAAGUCAUCACAGUGAUUACUUAUAGAUGGUGGGAACUUCAGAUAGUAUUUACCUUUUAUGGCUUUCCAUUUGCUUGAAUUUAAAAGACAAAUCAGAAGUCACCAAAAGAAACGUGUAUUUAUACAAUGCCUUAUUUUCGUUUGUCAUUGUGAAUUGUGUAAAAACGAUCACUACUUAUUUUCCUGGCUAUGUAAUUCACAGCAUACAACCAAUUUCAUUCCAAGAAUGCUUUUAAUCCUGAUUUGUGGUAAACCAAUAACAAAUAGAAUGAACCAAAAUUCUUUGGUUUUUUUUGGGUUUCUGUAUUUUCCAUAUUUAUGGCAAGAGCUAGAAAAAUGUUUCAUUGUUUGGUAAUUUUUCAUCUUCGCCAAAGAAAAAAGUAAGUUCCAGGAUAUUGCACUCCCAAAAUAGAAGGCCAAAAUGCGGCGUCAGGGACUCGUUCUGGACCUUGGACCAGCCUUACAGAGCACACGUGAAAUGUGCUCAUUUAUUCUUUUUUCCUCUUACGAUUUAAAAUUCUUAAAAAUUCCCUUUAGGUUUUUUUUCAACCACAGGGUUUGGGAAGAUAUGCAAAUAACUACCUUGCGGAAAAUCUCUACUGAUGCCAACAAUAUGGAUUUCAUUUUAGGCUUUAAAGGGAUGGGAUUUUCUUAAAGUUCAUUCCGAACUAAGCAGGGCUUUUCAUGGUUGCUGGUGCGCCUUAGGGCAAGCGAGCUUCCUUUACAGGCUUGAACAGCAGCAGCUUGUGUCUCCAUGUCCGUGCAUCUGUGCGUGUCUGGUAACGUGGGUUUUGGGUGUGUGACGGCGGUUUUGAGCCCAUGGCUUACACACUCAACGAGGAUGCGGGUCCAGCCGUGCAGUCUCAGGGACAGGGAAACCGAGACCCGGGACGGCGCGCGUGUCAAGGGCACCCAGGAACCCAGGUACGUGCUACCCCCUCCCGAGCCGGCACCCGGACGGUUGGGCCAGGCGGUUGCGGCCCCAUACGGGCCGCGCCGCGGCCUCUGUGACGCACGGCGCGGCCUCCGGGUCUACGGGCGGCUCAGCGCGGCGGUGGCGGGGCGAGCGUGGGAGGGCGAGGAGGGGUGGAGCGAGCGGGGCGGAGCCGGUGGAGGCCCCGCCCCGGGGCCGGAGGAGCGAGGACGCUACGGAGCAGGCGCGUCCUGCCGCCGCCGCUGCCGCCGCCGCCACUGCUCACCCUUCUUCGGAGCCGCCGCCGCUGCCGCCGCCGUCGCCGCCAUUUGCACGGGGACUUCGGUGACAGAGGCUCGGCAGAGGGGCGGUGGGAGGGGGGAGGGCUCGCGGAGCCCCCGAGGGCGGGAGCGACGCCGCCGGCGCCGGCCGGGCUCCCUGCGCGACCGCGCCGCCCGCGGCGGGUCCGGAGCAGCAGAGGCAGCAGCUGCCGAGGCCGGGCGUGCGCCUGAGGCGCGGCGGCGGCGGCGGCGGCCCUGCGGGCGGCCGGGAGGGGCGGGGGCAGCGGCCGCCGCCGUUUGA
Manis pentadactyla (Chinese pangolin) is the source of this 3163-nucleotide messenger RNA. RefSeq names its product spidroin-2-like. The record is from RefSeq and is a predicted model, not a curated record. The transcript has 2 exons. The coding region runs from base 2423 to 3163 and encodes 246 amino acids. NCBI's taxonomy places the organism in Eukaryota, Metazoa, Chordata, Mammalia, Pholidota, Manidae.